Molecule: messenger RNA, 6184 nt
Organism: Fundulus heteroclitus (mummichog)
Lineage: Eukaryota; Metazoa; Chordata; Actinopteri; Cyprinodontiformes; Fundulidae
Product: protein diaphanous homolog 1
Exons: 28
Coding region: 693-4346 (1217 amino acids)
Biological process (GO): actin filament polymerization; actin cytoskeleton organization
Cellular component (GO): actin filament; cytoplasm
Molecular function (GO): small GTPase binding; microtubule binding; actin binding
Source: RefSeq, a predicted model, not a curated record
CAGGGCUGUCAAAGAACAGGAAGAGGUCUCCCACCGCUGAGAAACACUCGCUUCCCUGUUGUCACACAGGGGGUUAAAAAGUUACCCAAAACUUUGUUGAGCCGCCAUGGUAACCGGUUUUGGACACGCCGUCGGUUCUGGACACCUGUGACGCCGACUCCGCGUUGCUGUCGUCGAAACGAGCGGUUGGAAGCGGGCGACGGCGGAGGCUUUUUGUUCCGCUUUAACUAACUAAUUACCGGAGCCCGUAAGCUAGUCCGGGCUAAAGCUAACGUUAGCGUUGUUUUGUUUGUGUGUGUGUGUGUGCGCGCGCGCCGCAUCUUGUGGAGUUUAACGUUAUCGCUGUAACUUUUAAGAAGUGGCAAAGUUAGUCGCUCGUUGGUGUUCCAGAGAGGCAGCUGGUUGCUUUCGUGCUCGUUGACCCGAGGACUCCGGCUUGUGCUUUGAAUUUCCCUCCUUCAGUCAAACGGACGGGCGGCUUUGUGAGGGGAGAGGGGGGGUUCGCUUGGCUGUGGACCAAAUUACUAGCAGACCUGUGCUAAUUGUGGCUAACUAGCCGAGAUACUAGCACAGGCCCUCUGGGAGCACACUCUCCUUGCUCUCGAGAAGGGCGCCGUUGCCGGGGAGACCCCCUCCACCCCACCGCCGCACGUGUCCGUCUGCACAUCACGUCUGGAGAUUAAUAUACCGACAUGGAUCCCAACACGGGGGGUUCGGCUUCAUCUGCCGGACCCAAGAAGGAGAAGGAGAGGAAGUCGAAGAAGAAAGACGAGGACGGAGAUGGGAAAAAGAAAUUUAAACUGAAACGGCUGUUCCCUGAUGAGCUGGAGCGUCUCACCAGUAUGAGAACGAAAAAGGACAAGGACAAGGAGAAGCCUGCCCAGGUUCCAAGUCACCGACACUCUUCCGCUGCCAGCUACGAGCUCUCCUCCCAGAACGCUAUGCUCUUUGAACAAAGUGACGACGAUAUCCUGGCGCUCUUCGAAAAGAUGCUGGUGGACAUGAACCUGAAUGAGGAAAAGCAGCGACCGCUGAGACAAAAAGACAUAUCGAUUAAACGAGAGAUGGUUUCCCAGUACCUCCACACCUCUAAAGCUGGACAGGACCAGAAGGAGAGGUCCAAGUCAGCAAUGAUGUACAUUCAAGAGUUGAGGGGGGACUACCGCGAUGCGCAGCUGCUCAGCUGUCUGGAAUCCCUGCGGGUCUCACUCAACAACAACCCUGUCAGCUGGGUGCAGAAUUUUGGAGACGAGGGCCUCGCGCUGCUCCUGUCGCUACUCGACCGACUUCAAAACGAGAAAGACGAAAACCCGCAUAUGGGAAACAAAUGUCAGCAUGAGAUCAUUCGCUGUCUAAAAGCCUUCAUGAACAACAUGUAUGGUUUAAAAUCCAUGUUGGGCACAGCGGACGGGAUUCGCUUCCUGGUCAGAGCCAUCAACCCCCGGGUACCCCACAUGAUGGUGGAUGCUGUCAAACUGCUCUCUGCCAUCUGCAUCUUGGAGCAUCCUGAAAACCUUCAUGAGCGUGUUUUGGAGGCCAUUACAGAGGAAGCAGAGAAACGGGACAUUGAGAGAUUUCAGCCUCUUCUAACUGGGAUGAACAAUCAUAACUAUGCUCUUAAGGGUGGAUGCAUGCAGCUGAUCAACGCCCUGAUCAGCCGGGCAGAGGAACUGGACUUUAGAAUCCAUAUUCGCUCUGAACUCUUAAGACUGGGCCUUAGAGAGCAGCUGAAGGAGGUCCGGGGGAUAGAAAAUGAAGAGCUAAAGGUGCAGCUCCAGGUGUUUGAUGAGCAGGCUGAGGAUGACUCGGAGGACCUUAAAGGACGUCUCGAUGACAUCCGCAUGGAAAUGGAUGAUGUGAGGGAAGUGUUUGAGAUCUUGGUCAACACGGUGAAGGAUUCCAAGGCUGAAAAUCACUUCCUGUCCCUGAUGCAGCACCUGCUCCUGAUCCGUAAUGAUUAUUUGGCCAGGCCUCAGUACUACAAGCUGAUAGAUGAAUGUAUUGCUCAGAUUGUGCUUCACAAGAACGGGUCAGACCCUGACUUCAAGUGCCGCAAGCUCACGUUUGACAUCGAAGGUUUGAUAGACAACAUGGUGGACAAAACCAAAGUGGAGGUCAGCGAGGCCAAAGCCGCAGAGCUGGAGAAGAAGCUGGAAGCGGAGCUGACGGCGCGCCACGAGCUGCAGGUGGAUAUGAAGAAGAUGGAGGGUGAUUAUGACCAGAAGCUGAAGGACCUGAGCCAAGAAAAGGAACAGCUGGCCUCUUCCAAGCUGGAGCGAGAAAAGGAGAACCAGAGUCUGCAAGAACAGCUGAGCUCUUUCCAAAACCAGGUUGAAAAGUUAUCUAAGGAUCUGGAAGAGGCCAAAACUAAGGUCAUUACCGUUACUGUUCCCGUGCCAACACCUGGAUUGCCCCCUCCACCACCACCUCCGCCUCUCCCUGGCCAGUCAGGUGUUUCUCAGCCGCCACCUACACCAGGCCACGCAUCCAUACCCGGUCCGAUUCCUCCCCCACCUCCUUUACCCGGCAUGCCGGUACCACCACCUCCUCCGCCUCUUCCUGGCAUGCCGGUACCACCACCUCCUCCGCCCUUGCCAGGUAUGGGACCACCUCCUCCUCCGCCCUUGCCAGGCAUGGGACCACCUCCUCCUCCACCGUUGCCAGGUAUGGGACCACCUCCUCCUCCACCGUUGCCAGGUAUGGGACCACCACCGCCACCACCAGGACCAGGUAUGCCUCCACCUCCUCCAUUUGGUAUGGGAGGCUGGGGCGCUCCUGCACCACCUGCACUACCUUUUGGACUCCAGCCUAAAAAGGAAUACAAGCCAGAGGUCCAGCUGAAGAGGGCUAACUGGAGUAAGAUUGGACCCGAGGACCUGAGUGAGAACAGUUUCUGGACCAAGGCCAAGGAGGAACAAUUUCAAAGCAACGAACUCUUUGCCAAACUCACAUUAACCUUCUCAUCACAAACAAAGUCCAACAAAGUUAAGAAGGACCACGUCGGCGGAGAGGAAAAACAGCCACAGAAGAAGAAGGUGAAGGAGCUAAAGGUUCUCGAUUCAAAGUCUUCACAAAACCUCUCAAUCUUUCUGGGAUCAUUCCGCAUGCCUUACGAAGAUAUCAAGAAUGCCGUCUUGCAAGUCAACGAGAAGGUUCUCACCGAGUCCCUGGUUCAGAACCUGAUAAAACAGCUCCCGGGUCCAGAGCAGCUCAACGUUCUUGCAGAGAUGAAGGAUGAAUACGACGAUCUGGCCGAAGCUGAGCAAUUUGGAGUAGUGAUGUCCGGUGUGAAGCGACUGAUGCCGCGGCUUCAGGCCAUCCAGUUCCGGCUGCAGUUUGAGGAGCAGCUGAACAACAUCAAGCCAGAUGUGGUGGCCGUGACAGCCGCCUGUGAGGAGCUCAGGAAAAGCGAAAAGUUCGCCCAGCUGCUGCAGAUCAUCCUCCUAGUUGGGAACUACAUGAACGCUGGGUCCAGAAAUGGAUCUGCGUUCGGCUUCUCCAUAUCCUACCUGUGCAAGCUGCGUGACACCAAGUCGACGGAUCUGAAGCAGACGCUGCUCCAUUUUCUUGCUGAGGUGUGCCAGGAGCAGCAUGCUGAAAUCAUGGACUUUCCCAAAGAGCUCAUUCAUGUGGAAAAGGCCAGCAGAGUUUCUGCAGAGACGAUUCAGAAGAAUUUGGAGCUGAUGGGGCGUCAGAUCAAAAACUUGCAGAAAGAUCUGGAAACGUUCCCUCCCGCUCAAAAUGAAAACGACCAGUUUGUGGAAAAGAUGUCUAGUUUCGUGAGCCAUGCACAAGAACAGUACGAGAAGCUGGACAUGUUGCAUAAAAACAUGGAGAAGCAAUAUGCCGACCUGGGCGAAUACUUUGUCUUUGACCCGAGGAAAAUCUCCGUGGAGGAGUUCUUCGGAGACCUCAGCAACUUCAAAAACAUGUUCCAGCAAGCGGUGACCGAGAACCAGAAGAGGAAGGAAGCCGAGGAGAAGAUCAAGAGGGCCAAGCUGGCUAGAGAAAAAGCUGAGAAAGAGAAGGAGGAGAAGCAAAAGAGAAGCCAGCUUCCCAACAUGGACGCAGAGGGUGAUGAAACUGGUAUCAUGGAUGGCCUGUUGGAGGCGCUGCAGUCAGGCGCUGCUUUCAGAAGGAAGAGAGGACCUCGACAAGCAGCCAACCACCGGCGAGCUGGUCAUGCAGUGACCAACAUCCUGGCCAAAGAGCUGAUGCAGGAAGACACGUCCUCGUCCAGUAAAGUGCCCAAAAAGAAGGCAAAGUCUGACAAGGAGGAGCCCAAACUAGAUGGAGCAGAAUCCUUGGAGGAGUUACUGGACAGCGUUACCUCUCGGUCUAAUUAGGCUUCCAAGUACAGAAGUUUAUUUUUUAUAUAUGCAGUGGUAUUAAAAAACGAUUUUUACGCAGACAGGGGGCCGACAGCAAAAUGACAAUAGUUCUCUGCGAUUUUUUUUUUUUUUUUUUUUCUCAUCCCGUUCCUUACGUGGAGCAUUUUUCAGCCUUUCUCUUCUGCUUUGGGUUGUGUUGACAGAGAGGGGCAGGACCCAGAGGGCGGUCCUCCAGCAUCAGCAUCUGAAUGUUUGCCAACUUCUUUCUUCAGCAUAUGCACCUAAAUGUUCAUUUUUUCUUUUCCCAAAGACCUACUCAGGAUUGAAUCAUCUCUUCUUAUUUCAAUUUGAAACCCAGACAGGGAAUGUCAGGAACUUCCCACCCACCAGCAAUGGAAACUUUCUGCUUCUUGUCAUUUUUUUUCUUUUUUUUUUUACCCUCUGAGCGGUGAAAUGUAAUUCUUUGUAACAUUUAUAGAUACUGCAAGUCACUGUGUGUAAUACUUUGCUCACCUGUUUUAACCGAAGUGCCAAUCAGUCUCAUCAUUUCACUUGUAGGUGUCGUCCAGUUGUCGUUCACACUGGAGAAAGCAUGUGGACCACAUUAUUAGCAGCACUUCACCAGGGUUGACCUUUCAGACAGGAUUUAUCUCACUCGUGUGUAUCCGACGGUUAUUUUUGUUUUUAUAUAUAUAUUAAUAAAAAUGUGGACCAUAACCGAAACUGUACUGGGAAGCAGGUUUUUGCAUAGAAACCAAAAAACCUUUUAAAGGGUAUUUUCAUACAAAUCAAUGGAGUAGUUUACAUUCCUGUUUUUUUUUUGUUAGUUUGUUUUUUUGUAUAUGAGAAAGUCUGAGUGUGAAAUUGCCCGCCUAUAUUUAGUUUUGUGUGCACAAACCAGUGUGUCUCCUUGCAAGUUUCGGCGUUUGUGUGCAUGUGUGUGUGUGUGUGUUUGCCGUCUCUAAUUACUGUACUACACCAAGCAUGCUGUCAUGAAUGAUGAGCCUUGUGGUCUUUUCUGCUGAGAAUAUAGCGCACUGGAAAACAGCCCAGAAACUGCUGAGACAAGUAUCCGUGUUCACUUGUUAAGCUGUCUGCUCUCCCACUCCCACUCCCGCUCCCGCCGAACUGCAGCCGCCGUCUCCGAAUGUCUGGCCUCGCUGCUGUUUGUUUCUGCAGCCGACGUGUUGCCAUGACGUCUCGCUGUACAGAGCCGACAGGAAGCCCGCCAGGUGAUGCCCGCUGCUCAGUGCGCUCCUAUGCGAGUCCUUCAGCGUAGCCCGCAGCCCAGCUCUACUGGCCAGUCAGUGCUGCGCUGCUACGGCAUGCUCUGUACAAACGAAUGUUUACUUCUUCUUUUUGGUUUAUUUUGGGAGAAAGUGGCACUUAAAACGUCAUCAGAGGGAUUCAAACGAAGCACUUGAGGUGUGGCAAUGUCCGAUCUGGGAUCUAGUGCUUUAUUUUAAUCUUCAAACGGCGAGGAAAUACCCAAUUAACUGCUGCGCUUGCACAACGCAUCUCCUUGCUGUAAUUAAACAGACUUGACUGCUGUUAUUGUGUGAUCUUCUCUCUGUUCAGGAAGGCGGCACUAGAUGAUUGUAUGUUUUCACAUAUAAAGAGCAUCAAACCACCACUGGAAUAUUCUGCCUGAUCUGACUUAUUCCUCUUUUUUUUUCUGUACGUUUUUCCAUUUUUUUUAUGAGAUUUGGUUCUAAAUAACCUUUUACGAUAAUUUUAAUGUAUAUGAAUUGUUUUCUUUGUUUUUGUUUUUUUGAGCGAUUGCUUUAUGCAUAUGGAAAAAUGCACAUUCCUUCUGGUAAUUUUGAUUAAUUAAAUUGUCUUGCAUAAUUUAA